UAAUGUACCUUUUUUCUCCCCUCAUAUUGUGGCUGCGCGCUCUGCUGUGCCGACACGAGAGUAGUGUGUAGCUAAGGUCACCCUGUGUGUGUAAGGUCUGAUAAUAGACGGAUAUUUAGUAGAUAUGGAAUAGGAUUAACUAAAAAUGAAUACACGAGCUGUGGGCAGUUUGUUUUUCAGGUCUCAGCGUUAUGCUUCUGGUGUCCUAAAGAUAAGGCACCACUGCGCGGGCCAGCCACAGGAUGAGCUAGCAGAGAACAUCAAAUUCAAACCAGGCCCCACCUCGAAGUAUGACUGGAUCGGGCCACCAGACAGACUGUCAAAUUUACGGCCCAUCAUUUAUCACAUCCCAGAGAAUGAGACCCAGCUGGAGAGGAGACUGAGGCAUCUGAGACAGGAAACAGAGGAUUGGAACCAUGAAUUCUGGAAGCAUCAGAAUGUCACGUUUAGCAAGGAAAAAGAAGAAUAUGUACAAUCACAACUGAAGGCAAAGGGAUUGACUGCAAGGGACGAGAACGGGCGAAGAAGGACCUUAAGUAGUGAGGAAAUGGCAGUCUUCUACAAAUACUUCCUUGACAGAAACUAUAAAAACCAUGAAAGCUAUAACAAAGAAUGGUACAGACGAAACUUCACCAUCACAAUCCUCAUGGCCAAAGUAGCUCUGCACAACCUGCGGAGAACCCUAACUGGUCAAGCACGAAGUAAAAGCAAACCUACUGCAAUGCCCAAAUAAAGACACUGUCAAUCAGUUUUCUCUGUUCACUUGUCGAUGGUUGUUCAUAAGGAGACAAAAUAUCACUGUAAAUAUUUAAGAUUUCAUAUUAAAAUAUUAUACUGUGGCCA
Molecule: messenger RNA, 843 nt
Organism: Astyanax mexicanus (Mexican tetra)
Lineage: Eukaryota; Metazoa; Chordata; Actinopteri; Characiformes; Acestrorhamphidae
Product: cytochrome c oxidase assembly factor 8
Exons: 5
Coding region: 146-733 (195 amino acids)
Biological process (GO): intrinsic apoptotic signaling pathway
Cellular component (GO): mitochondrion
Source: RefSeq, a predicted model, not a curated record